CUGAUCGAUGAAUUUUAUCGUGCUUGUGUUUGCGUUUUAACACUGAUAAACAUUUUAAAAAAGAAUUGUUGCUCAGUUGGCACUUGCAGAGCCGAAACGAGCGAAUGGACGAACGAAAUUCUUGCGUGGUUAUUUACGAACAUGCACAGAGUGCCUGAGCCACUCGACGCAUGGAUAAACUCAUUGAAUGAGGCUGCUAAGAAGCUUGCAUCAUCGUCAAAGUGUGAAGUGCUGUUUGAAGGAUUUGGCGAUAAUUCGCAUGUUCAAAAACCACCAAAGUUAACGCAGAUUACAGUUGAACAAGGCCCACGAGAUCACUUGACAAUAAAAACAAGGAUAAUAGUACCAGAAAUUAAUUUAAAACUGGUCAGUUCGCAGAGGAGUGAUGACCGAUUGCUUUUUACCAACUAUGAUGCCCAGAUACGUGAUUUACAUGGUGAGGUUGAGUCAAGAGUGGCAUGUAUUGCAAAUCAAAUCUAUCUGAUGGGAUGCUUCACUGGAAGACCGGAACUCGAAAUCUCGUUGAAAAACACAGAUUCGACUGCGGCUGGUGUUGUGAACAGUGAUGCUGUAGAGGAAACUAUCAGGCGCUGCUUGGUUUCGGCAGUGACAAACAUUUCGCUAUCUGAAGCACUGUCAGUUUCUCAGCAGGUUCAACCAGAUGAUCGUUCGUCUACAACGGUAGCAGCGCCUGUCCAAGAAAUGAUGAGACGACUCAACCAAUCCUAUAAUUAUUUUCCAGCUUUUAAACGCUUUGUAAACCAAUAUUUACAGCUUAUUGCACCAAAUACAAACUUGAGCACGUUGCCAAACAAACUGCGAGUGAAAGUUAUUCGAGCUCAGCGUCUAGGUAGAGACGUUGAUGUCAAUCAGCCAUACGUUGUCAUUGAGAUGGAUGAACCCGCACAAAAGUUCACAACAAGCAAAGGGCUGAACACGAGUCCUUACUGGGAAGAGGUUUUCGAAUUCGAAUUAACGCCAGCUUCUGAAGAGAUCUUGUUUGAAAUUUACGAAGAUACGCCAAACGCCGAGGAAGAGCAUCGUUUUCUUGGUCUGGCGAUCGUUGGAUUCGAAGAGAUUCGCAGAUCUGGCGAAAAUAUUCACACAUUAACACUUCAAGGACGACCUUACAGAAAUGACAAAGUCUCAGGCACUUUAACAGUUCAGUUUGAUUUUUACUUUGAUCCAAAUGUGACAACUAUCGGAAAGCAAGUGGAUGAAAUAACGGUUCGUAACAGUGAUGGAGCAGAAUUUCGAGAGACGGUAAGCACAAGCAAACGACCCAUCUACGACCCUCAUGGAUACGAUAUCAUACCGACAAAAACUACCACACUCGUUGUAAAAACCGUCUCUCAGCAGGUGAAAGAUAAGCCACUGAUAUCAUCUGUGCACGGUUCAAUGGAAAAUGCUGUGGAUCCGGCAACAGCCCGAGCAAUUGAUUCAACUUUUUCACGGACGCAACAACAGCAACAACCACAACAACAACAACAGCAGCAACCAAGUGAAGAUUUUAAAAAAGAUUUUGUAGAUCGAAAAAAAAAACAUCGCGAUGACGAUCAGGGCGAGCGAAGGUCCUUUUUCGGCGGGCUAAGGCAUCGUUUGAGCAGCAGAGGACGGUCAAAAACACGGGCAAAAAGUGUUGAAUUGAAUGACGAGUUAGAAGAAGCUGUAUCAUUGCCUCCGUCCCGAGAUCAAUCUCAGGCACGAUAUUCAGGUAAACUAAGUUCUCUCAACUACGAAGAAAUUUCUGUUGGCGGGAAAUCUGCAGUAUCCACAAAGAGUCUUUAUCAACACAGUACACUUGUUCUUGAAAUUGUUAAAAACGGACAAACCAGGCAUAUAUUAAUACCGCCGUCAAUUGUAAAUGAGCCGGCAGCAACGCGGCUAUUCAAACGAGGCAAAAAAUUACAUAUAUACAACGAGCACACAUUUGUAGCUGUUAAAAUUAAGGGCGGUACAGUUUGUAACGUUUGCCAUCGGCGAAUUGCUCGGAGUUUCAUCAAGCAGGCAUAUCAAUGUCGAGAGUGUCGUUUGGUUUGUCAUAAACAUUGUCACUACAAAACAGAAUCUUAUUGUACGGCCAGUACCGUUAAACAGCUUCAAAUAUCUAAGGAUAUCGACUGGAGUCAUUACCUGAGUCAUUAUCAGUUAGAGGAGUUUAUUUCGGAGAACGGUGUUUGA
Messenger RNA from Enterobius vermicularis (human pinworm), 2181 nucleotides. NCBI's taxonomy places the organism in Eukaryota, Metazoa, Nematoda, Chromadorea, Rhabditida, Oxyuridae. The record is from the annotation of a GenBank genome assembly.